AUGUCUAUUGAUGGAAUCGAAUGUUCAUCUUUCAAAGAAGUUGUGCAGAAGAGAGGUCUUCUUAAAAGUGAUAAUGCCAUCUCAGAAUGUUUAGAAGAUUCAGCUUUCUUCAACAUGCCAAUUAUAGUUCGUAAACUUUUUGCAACGAUACUUGUUUAUUGUGAGCCUGGUGAUGUUAGAAAGCUAUGGAAUAAUCAUUAUGAAGCAUUGUCUGAAGACAUUAAGAAAACAAGUGCAGAUUCUGAAUAUCAUACAUUAGAAACAAUAAGAAGUGUGAAUUCUUUCUUACAAAGCAUGGGAAAAAGUAUCAAAGAUUAUGAUUUUCCCCAACUUAAAGAAAAUUGCAAUCAGUUAAAUGGAAAGCAACCAAGAGAAAUUGUAGAUGAAUUUUUUAUAAAAGUUCCUCUAGAAGAUUAUGAUGCGACAAAUAAGUUGAAGCCCGAGCAAUACAAUGCAGACAAUGAAAUUCUAAACCAAGUGAAUGAUAACCAAAGUGGCAUUUUUUUUAUUGAUGGGCCAGGAGGUACAGGAAAGACAUUUUUAUAUCGUGCACUACUUGCAACAAUAAGAUCAAAGAAUCAAAUUGCUCUUGCAACAGCAACCUCAGGGGUAGCAGUAGCAAUAAUGCCAGGAGGUAGGAUAGCUCAUUCAAGGUUUAAAAUUCCAAUCAGUAUCGAUGAUUCAAGUGUUUGCAAUUUUUCAAAACAAAGUGCCACAGCUAAGUUAAUAAGAAAAGCAAAACUUAUCAUCUGGGAUGAAGCGCCAAUGGCAAAACGUCAAGCAAUUGAAGCGCUGGAUAGGACAUUGCAGGAUAUAACAAACAACUCAGAACCAUUUGGAGGAAAGGUUGUCAUAUUCGGAGGAGAUUUUAGGCAAGUACUUCCAGUGGUUCCUCGUGGUACGAGAACAGAAACUGUGGAUGCAAGUUUAGUAAUGUCAUAUUUAUGGCCAAAAAUGAAGAAAUUGCAAUUGACAACCAAUAUGAGGGCAAUCAGUGAUUCUUCUUUCAGUGAAUUUCUAUUACGUGUUGGUAAUGGGGAAGAGCCAACUGAAUAUGAAGAUUUGAUUCACAUACCAAAUGAAAUGGUCAUAAAAUAUGACGAUGAAAAAAAAUCUGAAGAUGAGUUGAUAAAUGCAAUAUUUCCUACAUUACAACAGCAUGCAUAUUCGACAGAAUACAUUACACAACGAGCAAUCUUAGCUACAAAGAACGAAACAGUAGACAAAUUAAAUGACAAACUUAUUGAUCUAUUUCCAGGAGAUAGUGUUACGUAUUAUAGCUUUGAUUCAGCAACUGAUGAUGCAGAAACUCAAUAUCCAGAAGAAUUCCUCAAUUCAUUGGCUCCGAAGGGACUUCCACCUCAUAAAUUAGUUUUGAAGAAGAAUUGUCCAAUAAUGCUUUUAAGGAAUUUGAAUCCUUCACAUGGAGAAUUUUCUGCUGAUGAGUUUUCCCAGAUUGCAGUCUCAAACUCUAAAACACUAUUCUGUGGUGCCAACAAGGGUUCCCUCCUCAGGAGGGAUGAAAGAGAGCAAAUAGGCUUCUGA
Macadamia integrifolia is the source of this 1545-nucleotide messenger RNA. RefSeq names its product ATP-dependent DNA helicase pfh1-like. Gene Ontology annotation, molecular function: DNA helicase activity. The record is from RefSeq and is a predicted model, not a curated record. The coding region runs from base 1 to 1545 and encodes 514 amino acids. Gene Ontology annotation, biological process: DNA repair; telomere maintenance. Lineage: Eukaryota; Viridiplantae; Streptophyta; Magnoliopsida; Proteales; Proteaceae. The transcript has 2 exons.